UGCUCGGUACUCCAAAUCAGAAGCCAUCGUGAUCGCUCAAUUUUUGCAUAGUAUCUCGGAGAGCAAGCAAAUAUGGGCAACAGUUUCAAUGCAGUGAAUCCCUCCGAAGAGAUUGGAAUACCGCCUAUUUUACCGGUUGUUGGUUGCAGCACUCACAUGGAUAUUCUACUCGAAUGCUGGAAAGCGUGAGACGAAGAAACCACCCGGCCCUCGGCCAUGGCCCGUAGUCGGAAACCUUCUGAACUUGUCUUCGCUGCCGCACAGGUCCCUUCGCGAUCUCGCAACCAAAUACGGGGGUUUUAUGUAUCUGCGUUUAGGAUCCGUACCUUGCGUGGUGAUUUCUACUGCAGCAGCGGCACGGGAGUUUGUUCUAAAGAAUGAUGCAGACACCGCAGGACGACCCCAGGUGGUGGCCCUCGCCAUCCUUGAAGAAGACAAGACUGUGGCGAGUGCUAACCCUGGGCCGUACUGGAACCAGCUACGAAAACUGUGCCAUGAUCAGCUUUUUUCUCCAAAGCGCCUGGCAUCUUACGAGAAUGCCAGAACGGAGGAAAUUCAUCACAUGGCAAGGCUCCUUCGAGAGGAUGCAAAGAGGGGGGAAGUCAUCGACGUAAGGAGAUGGCUUCAGGGUGUAACUUGCAAUUACGUGACCCGGAUGCUUCUUGGGAAAAGGUACUUUGGAAAUGGCGAAGAGAGUCCCGAGGAGAAAGAAGAAAAGCAAGGAUUCGAAAAGUUCUACAAACGUAUAUUUGAGGCAGUCGGCACGUUCAUCAUCGAUGACUACGUCCCAUACUUGAGCUUCAUCACAAAGCUGCAAGGUUGGAUACCAAGGUUGUGGGAUAUCCGUCACUUCUCUGAUUCCAUUUCAGUGAAAAUUGCGGACUUGGACAAGCACAGACAGCGAGCUUUAGACAGGAACAGAGGUGAAGAAUACGUACCUGACUUUGUGGACGUGUUGUUGACGACAAAGAUGGAAAAUGGAGAGCCGCUGCCCGACAAGAACAUCAAGAUGGUCCUCAUGAAUAUGCUGAUCGCAGGAACAGACACAAUGGCGAAUACAGUGGAGUGGGCGAUGGCAGAGCUCAUGGUAAAUCCUCUACAUAUGAAAAGAGCUAAGGAUGAACUCGACAAUGUGGUGGGCACUAAUCGACUGGUACAAGAGUCCGAUAUCCCAAACCUCCCGUUUCUGCAAGCCAUCACCAAAGAGGCCCUUCGUAUGCAUCCCCCUGCGCCACUGUCACUCCCACACGAAUCAAUCCGACCAGCAGAGAUCAUGGGGUACAAGUUUCCAGCCCACACACGAGUGUUCUACAAUCUUUUUGCUAUCCAUCGGGACCCUGCAAUGUAUGAAAAACCUGAUGAAUUCAACCCUCAAAGAUUUAUCGACCAUCCCGAGGUGAAUCAUUUAACAGGUAUGGAUUACUACGAGCUCAUCCCAUUCGGCGCAGGGCGACGCAUGUGUCCAGCAUAUCAGCUGGGAAACCUCAUGGUCUCCUUGAUGCUUGCUCACGUUCUCCACAGUUUUGAUUGGCUCUUCCCUGAAGGCGAGAGUGUACAGACUUUUGACAUGAGUGAAGAGUUCAAGCUCACUGUAGCCCUUAAAAACCCUCCCCGCUGGAUAUUCCAGCCCAGGAAUCCAGCUUUUCUGUACUGAAGUUCAAACUGCAAGGGGACCUCAAGCAACCUCUCAUAAAUUUCAUCAAAACUAAACCAAACUACAUCUUCAACCACCUAUCUGCAAAAGUCUAACUUAAACUUUAAAUGUGCCUUUUGCUCCGAAUCUACUGCUUCGAUGCAUCCCAGAAACAGGUGAUUACAUUAGUUUUUUGCGGCCUUAGAUCCCAGGGGAUAGGGUAUUUCGUGCCUUCAUUAUACUACAACCUCACAACCUUUGGCAGCGACGAGACGAAGCUCCCAAGAAAGACGAUGCCGGAAAGCACUGCUCAAGGAACCUGCAUCGAGACGAGAUAACACAACCAUUGUUCAUCUCAUUAUGUCAUACUUACGAUAAGUUAAGCUUGAGGAUUGAAUGCAUUCAAAAUUACGAUAUUGCCCAAAAAGAAAUAUUAUAUUUUUUUAAUACAUUUCAAUAUAAAUAAUAUUUUGUUUUUUUAGUUACUUAUAACAAAAGUAGCUAAAGAUCUAGAAUUCUCUAUUUUAUUGAGAUAGUCAAAGAUAUGAGGUUUUUUAAAUUUAUUUGACAAUGAUGUCAAGCUUAAGCACUUGUAUAUAUCAAAGGUAUUCAAAUAUGUAAGGUUGUCCAAUUCAUAUGGCAAUGAUGUUAAGCUUGAGCACCCACUUAUUCUUAA
Molecule: messenger RNA, 2309 nt
Organism: Physcomitrium patens
Lineage: Eukaryota; Viridiplantae; Streptophyta; Bryopsida; Funariales; Funariaceae
Source: RefSeq, a predicted model, not a curated record